CAGCUCACCGAAGGUAUAUAAGGUUCCCGGACCGCGCGGAUUUUAGACAUUUGCCGGUCGUUGCCUGAAUGGUAGGAGGUGCGCGGUCCUUCUCGUUCCUCGCCCCCCGACCCGCCGCUGCAGGAUCGAGGCUCCCCACCUCCGACUUUACCGAGUUUCCCCCCUCGUCCUCUCCGUCUUGGCAUCACCGAUGAGGCCGAAUGAAGAGUCGGAGGUGGCCACGUUGGCGCCGCGCUUGGAGGAGCUGAAGCGGCAGGCGGGCGAGUGCAUUGAGGCGGCGGCGGCGGCGCUGGGCGAGCUGAGCCGGGCGAUCUGGAGCCGGCCGGAGCUGGCCUACGAGGAGCGCCAGGCCCACGCCUCCCUGACGCGCUUCUUCGCCAGCCGCGCGGCGUGGUCGGUGCAGCCGGGCUACCAGCUGGAGACGGCCUUCCGCGCCGACUGGGCCUGGGCGCCCCCCGACCCCGGCUCCCCCGACCACCCCCGGGCCCCCCUCCGCCUGGGCUUCCUGUGCGAGUACGACGCCCUGCCCGGCAUCGGCCACGCCUGCGGCCACAACCUGAUCGCCGAGGUGGGCGCCGCCGCCGCCCUGGGCCUGAAGGGCGCCCUCGAGAGCCUGGCCGCGCGCCCCCCAGGAGGGACCCUCCGCGCCCCCGCCGUCAAGAUCACGGUGCUGGGCACGCCUGCCGAGGAAGAUGGAGGAGGCAAAGUCGACUUAAUCAAAGCUGGAGCUUUUAAUGAUCUAGAUGUUGUUUUCAUGGCUCACCCCUCCCAAGAAGAUGCUGCUUAUUUGCCUGAUGUAGCAGAACACGAUGUGACUGUGAAAUACUAUGGAAAAGCUUCUCAUGCUGCUGCUUACCCUUGGGAAGGAGUAAAUGCAUUAGAUGCUGCUGUUCUUGCAUACAACAAUCUGUCACUUUUAAGACAGCAAAUGAAACCAACCUGGAGAGUUCAUGGUAUAAUAAAGAAUGGAGGUGUGAAACCCAAUAUCAUCCCUUCAUAUGCUGAAUUAGAAUUUUACUUGCGUGCCCCUUCAUUAAGAGAACUCGCAAUCCUCACCGAAAAAGCAGAGAACUGUUUUAAAGCUGCUGCGCUGGCCACUGGAUGUGAAGUGGAGCUACAAGGUGGAGCGAAUGAUUAUUACAACGUGCUUCCUAACAAGAGCCUGGAAAAAGCUUACAUGGACAAUGGGAAGAAACUUGGCAUGGAAUUUAUCUCAGAUGAUAACUUGAGUGGGCUGUCAGGUUCUACUGACUUUGGAAAUGUUACCUUUGUGGUUCCUGGGAUCCAUCCCUAUUUUUACAUUGGCUCAGAUGCACUGAACCAUACUGAGCAGUACACAGUGGCUGCAGGGUCAGAUGAAGCACAGUUCUACACCUUGCGGACAUCCAAAGCUUUGGCAAUGACUGCGCUGGAUGUUAUUUUCAAGCCAGAUCUGUUGGAGAGAGUUAGAGAAGAUUUCAGAGUAGUAAAACUGAAUGAGGAAGGUAACAUGAAUGCAUCUGAUCGUGGAAAUGGGUCUCUUCUUGGAAUUGGAGCUGCAUGUGCCUCACGUUGAAGGACAGCACUUCACAAGUUUAAACUCAAUAGAAUAUCUUGAAUUGUUCUACUUGAAUUCUAGAGAAUGUGUAAUAGCUGAAAAGAUGCUGACAUUUUAAGUGGCGCAACUAAAUGACCUCAGUGUACUUCUGAAAUAUCUGUGAUUUAAUGUCAUGGAACUGCUUUAAUUUGGCAGACAAAAUUACAUAAUGAUUUCUCUGCAGUGUUUGAAAAUGUGCUGAAUACCUUAGCUUUGCACAUUUUUUGCAAGAUAACUUUUGAAUUGCUGGUACAAUUUCUGAAAAUUUGAGUUACUAUAGUGAAUGCUGCCUUAUCAAGAAACUAUGGAAGUAGUUGUAUGUUCAGCUUACUAUAUACAAAAAACCAAACGCAAACAAUCAGGAAAAACUAGUGUACUUGAUACAUAUAUAUGUGUUUAACUGAGGUUUUUAAAGAAGUUGAUGCCAAAGGCAACGUGGCUAUUAUUCAAGAUAUGAUCAGAUUAUCAGGUCAGAAAUUUGUUUCUGCUUCCAGAUUCUCACAUUAUUUGAGACUUGAGAACUCAGUAUUUGAGAAUACAGCAUUUACUUCUUGAUUUUGAUCAUUUUUCUGAAUGAUUAUAUUGUAAUUAAUUGAUAUUUCACUUGUAGUUAGCACUCUUAUUCUGUACAAUCUGUAUACUUUGUAAGUCACAUAAAUCCUACAGUAGUUGUACAUAACAAAAAUCAGGAUUCUUGGUUCUGAUGAACUACAAGUAUAAUAGUACAGAUCUUUCCCAUCUUCUUCCAGCAACAUCCAUUUGAUUGCAAAAACCUGGUGCAUGGGGAUGGGAUAAAAGCGUUGAGACAAACUUCUACAGGAGACUGCAAAAGGACAGGAAACUUGGCUGAAAUUGGCCCCAACUCAUUAUCACUAGUGGCACUUCCAUUGGGGGAAGAGCUCCAGUGCAGAAGAUGGAAGUCUGAUUUAAUCAGAUUCUGUCUCCCCAUAGUGACACUUAUGCCCUGUAGUGUUUGUCUUCAAGGUUCUCCCAUCCCUCAUCAUCAGGUCUUAAAUGGCUGCGGUAAAAGAUAGGUAGGUGAGCCUGUUCUGGUUGUAGGAUGCAACCCAAUGACAUGGCUCCAGCAGAGCAUUUCAUGGGUAGGAUUUCUGCCCCAGCAUACAACUUUCUCACUUCCUGUUGCAGCUCAAAAUUAUGGUUACAUAAGAAAGUUGCUCUUCAUGGAUAGAAAUCCUUCCACAGACAGAAAGACUCCACUUAAUUCAACACCAUGUUUUUAAAAUAGGGUACCUUGUUCUUUACAAAAUGCUUAAGACACUAUUUAUUUGGAGGUCUUGUUUACCUCUGAGUUCAUUACAUAUUAAAGGUAGGUGGCUGCUUCUGUUAGUUAAAGAUGCUUUUUUUCUUUUUUGUAUUUACAAAAUCAAAAUGGACCUCACCUGGCUAGCCCAGGGUAGUCUGAUCUUGGAAGCUAAGCAGGGUUGGUCCUCGUUAGUGUUGAGAUGGGAGACCUCCAAGAAAUCCCAGGGUUGUGACGUGGAGGCAGGCAAUGCCAAACCACCUCCGAACAUCUCUUGCCUUGAAAACCCCAGUAGGGGCUGCCAUAAGUCAGCUGUGACUUGACUGCACUUUUUACCCUGAAGCUCAUUGCAGAAAACACCUUGCUAUAUAGUCUUGUCAUGACUAUAAAUGGCAGAUCGGUAAAUGUAAAUGGAAAAAUAAUUCAGUUCCUUAAUUCAAUACAGACUAGAUUGUUAUAAAGAACUAUAUGUUGGUCAUAUACAGGUAAAAGUAUCCUUAUGAUUCCCCCCAUGCAGUGGUGACCUCAUAUAAACUGGAGAGUGUAGCAUUUUCCACAUUUUUUAUUGUAUAAGGGAGAGAAGUUUCAUUUGCAGCUAUUCUGGAAUAGCUGCAAAUGUCAAUCUCCAGAACAUAGAUCUCCCUUUAAUUUUAUUCUAUAUGGAUAUUCAUUUUUAGAAAGGAAUUACCAAUAACGUUGGCAGUUAGACCUUACUAUGAGACUACCAGCAGGUUUUUAAAAAUGUUUAGACGACAUCUGUAGAAAAGCUAUUUGUAAGCUAAUCUAGAUGGCAGCAGUUUCCUCCCCUUCCCCAAAACAAAUAUAACUGCAAAAAACACAGCACAUUUUGAGCCUGGGCUGUUGAACUACAGUGGGGUAGACAAAUGGAUGAAAAGCUAUGUUAAAGUCUGUGGAACUCACACUAGGUUUUACUACACCUGAGCUUGUGCUCAAACCAGCACCUGGGCCAAAAGUGAGCAACCAUUAGAGCAUGCAGGUAGCCAGCCUUAUAGCUGUAAUUGUCAGCAAUCUAUGUUAGAUCUUCCUGUUUGAUUCAGAUGGAGCUGUUCGAUCUUCACUGUGAAAAGUGAGGACAUCUUGUAGCGGUGAUUCCCACCCCUUUCUUCAGGAAGGCAGGGACAAAAAUAUUUCUAUUUCCUGUCUCCAUGGUGGGAAUCAUCAUCCUCCAGUUCAAACUCUGAAGAAAAUUAAAAAAUAACUAUCUGGAAAGACAACUGUAACUUGCACAACAACUUGGAAAUAUAUAAAGUAGAAGCAGAGGAGAGAUAGGAUAGUAAUGAAACAAUGAUUUGGGGAGGGGUAAGAUGUCCUCCAAAUCUCAGAGGAGAAGGGCCUUUUACAGUGAAUAACCAACAGCCCCUUUCCCCUUUCUCUUUCUAAGGAAGGAGGAUAUUUUGUAUGAGACCUUCCAAAGCAGUGUCCCUUGAGAUCAGGUAUUUCAUCGACUAAGAUUCUAUUAUAUGCUGUAGUACUUUCCCACGAAAGGCUGCACCUGCAGGACUGUAUGUAUUUAACUUACAAUGUCUAACAAAGGGGGGAGAUGCAUCUCAAAACUUGUUUCAGUUUCUCCUCUCUUUGUAAAAACCCAUCCAAGAUUUUUCUCACACAGCUUCAACUCCUUCACACACAGAGAUCUCUUUCUCUGUGUUCAGCACAGACACUUCACAGUUGCUCCCUCUGUCUCCACCCCCUUUUAUAAUCUUUCUUUCUUUUUCCCCCCCAAGCACUCCUCACAAAACCCAGUCACAGCUCACCUGCCUUUUUAUGGCCACUCCCUCUCUUCUAUUCAGCACUCAGUUUAAAGCCACUCAAACCUACAAUCAUUUCAAUGCAACCUUAAAAUCUUUACAUCUUUCCCCCUGGGUCUUAAAGUGAACCACAUCUCUUUUCCCAGAGUGAUGUGUUCAGCUUCUUCCAUUGUUUGUAGUAUCUUCCAAGUUCUGGGAAAGUCUAAUCAAUUGUCCAGUUCAUUUUGAAAGUCUUACAUUUCUUGAUGGCUCCUUUGUUCUUUACCAGGGCAUUACCAUUCUCAUCUGUGAUGCUUCACUGCUGGGCUGAGGUCCUCUCCUCCGCUGGGUUGGUCAUCAGCUGUGCUGAGGUCAUCUCCUCCACUAGACUGUUGUUUACGCUGAGUAGUCAGCUCUAUAAUCUGCUCUGGUCUGCUUUCAUACCGGACAAGGAUUCCGCUCUAACGUUAUCCUUGCCCUUGAGAUACUGGAUGUUAAUAUUAAACUCUUGUAUGUACCGAGACCAUCUUUGAAACUGUGUUCUUUGCCAGGCAUUUCUGUCAUACCAAAGUUUUUGUUUGACCUGAGCCGUAGCCAUGUUUAUUUGCACUUGUUUCAUCAUUUCCAUUUUCUCUCUGAAACUUAAUACAUACUCCACCACAGAUGUUUCCUGUCUGAUAGUUUACCUUCCCACUCUUCCCUUUGUAAAUGGAGAGACCCCCGUGUAUCUCUUUCUUAGAUUAAUUCAAAUGGGGAGAAUCCAGUGGAUUCUUGAGGUACCUCUUUGUAUGCAAAAAGGAAAUAGGGUAGUUUGUCAUCCUAGUCAUUUGGAUGAUCUUGCACAUAGGUCUUAAUCAUGGUCUUCAAAUUACCAUUGCAUUUCUCUACAAGGUCAUUGGUCUGUGGGUGAAAAGUGGUGGUCUUCAAGUAUUUUAUGCCAUAGUAUUCCCAAAUGGCUUGCAUUACUUCAGACAGCAACACUGUUCCUUGAUCAGAUCAGAUCUCCAAAGGGAAUCCUAAUCUCGUAAAUAUCUUUAAAAGUGCCUCUGCUACUGAUUUCACAUCUACAGAGGUUAAAGCUUCGGCCUCUAGGUAUUUUGUUGCAUAGUCUAUUGAAGUUAAAACAUAAUGCUGUCCCUUUUGUGUAGGCUUAGGUAGGGGUCCCCCAAUAUCAAUUCCCGCGCUCUGAAAGACCUCCCCUAUAAUGGGUAAGGGCUUUAAAGGUGCUUUGGCUUUAUGUCUCUGUUUUCCCACCUUUUGACAGAUGUCACAGCUCUGGCAGUACUUUUUAAUAUCUUGGGAUAUUCUGGGCCAAUAGUACUCUUUCAGUAAUCUUUUCUUUGUUUUCCCAAUUCCAAAAUGAUCUGCACACACAAUAUCAUGUGCCAUUUUCAUCAGGGAUUGUCUGUAUUUGGUAGAAAUAACCAAUUGUUUUGCAUAGUUCCAAUUUGGCUUAGCCUCAGGCUUCACCAUUCUGUGUAUAAGCCCAUUUUCCCAUACAAAGUGAUAGAGUUUAGAUUUAGAUUAUUCCUGAUUCGCCUGUUCUUUAAUAUCUUUUAAACCAGGAUCUCUUAAAUUUGUUGUCUAAGCUCCUUAGAAUUUUUAUUUAUUGCUGUUCCAAGUUUCUGUGUAUUUUAAGUCAAACCAGCACAAUUAGUUAAACUGUUCUGUGCCUGUAAUGUAUCCUUUUCGUUGGUUGCUAGGAUACAGUUGGGCCUGCUCUGGCGAAACAGAGUCUGUACAGAUCUAGAACAUGGACUUAGCCCCUAUAAUGUCUCUUGCCAAUAAUACUGGUACCUUUUGAUCAGGUACAACUGCCACAGUAAAUAAUUCUUUUUUACCCCUCCAUUUAAUUGGCACUUUUGCUAAAGGUACAGUUCUAGAGUUUCCCCACACUCUUUGCAAGGAAAUCUGUUUGUUGGGAAUCAUGUUUUCUUCAGUGACCAAAUCCUUUCUGACUAGGGUUAUUGAAGCCCCUGUGUCUAAAAUGGCCAAGGUAUCUUUCCCAUUCACCUAAACCACUUCCCUUAUUUCAGAAUCUGGCACAAUCCUAUUUACUUGCACUCUACAAAAAUACAUAGAGUCUUGUUUAUUUUUAGCUGAGAGAUCAUUCUCAGUGACUCCUUUGGUCACAACUGUUGGGUUUAGAGAGCUCCUAACCUCCUCCCUCUCUCUUUUUUGAGCUGGUUCUAAUAACUCACCUCACAUGCUCAGGGGAAGUAGACUUAAGUUGUCUCUUGUGACAAUUAAGGAUAAAUGUCCUUGGAGGCCACAAAUAUAACACGUUCUCUCCUUAUAAUAUUUGUUCCUAUCCCUAUCUGUAGCCACACUCUGUCUUUUUGAAAUCUCAAGACUUUACAUACGUGUUUCUAUUUUUUUCAUCUAAUUUGCUCCUGGAAUUAGAAGAUAGCUUAUAAGGAGCAAUUUUCCUUUCAUGAUGAUCCCAACCUCCUCUAUUAAGAAUCAGUCUGUCAGCAUACUCUGCUACCUCAUUGACAUGAUGUGAAAAGCUUACCUUUUACCAAAAGUCUGAUCUCUGAAGGAAUUUGAAACAAAAAUUUAUCUAAAAUAAUUACAUCUCUCAUUCCCUCUUUAGUAUUAGCUUUGGCACUGAAGUCUACUUAUCAAAAUACAGGGGCGUAACGAGGCAAACUGUAGCCCUGGGCAAAACCUGAGUUGGAUGCCCCCCCCCCCCCCAAUGGGCAGCCACUCCACCACAACCAAAUUUUUUUUUGCACCAGGAAAUUGGUGCCUGC
Messenger RNA from Sphaerodactylus townsendi, 7341 nucleotides. Its product is annotated as xaa-Arg dipeptidase-like. The coding region runs from base 191 to 1555 and encodes 454 amino acids. The transcript is spliced from 7 exons. The record is from RefSeq and is a predicted model, not a curated record. NCBI's taxonomy places the organism in Eukaryota, Metazoa, Chordata, Lepidosauria, Squamata, Sphaerodactylidae. Gene Ontology annotation, molecular function: dipeptidase activity.